AUGUUGGCGACUAGAGGUCCUUGGUCUUCUAUUGACCUCGGUCUUGCUGAACCUAUCGGGGGAACUUCUUAUCCUAUUGGACUCAUAUUCGUCAUGAAUAAGGUUUAUCCACCAUUAGUAGGUAGUAUUGUCGGCAAUAUCGUCAACUUUGGAUCUCACUAUCUCUUCUACCACUACACUCAAUAUGGAUUCGUAGGAUCUGCUCUAUCCCAAUCAAUAGCAUUUUUGUCACAACUCAUUGUCAUCGUGGUCUACAUUCACAUUUCGAAGAUAUAUAGGAAAACCUGGGACGCUAUUCAUGUUGAAUUGUGGCACGAUUGGGGCACUUGGUUCAAGCUAGCGAUUCCUGGAAUGAUGAUGCUGGGUCUUGAGUGGUGGGUCUGUGAGUCGGGUAGCAUUCUUGCUGGUAUUCGUGGAGAACAAUAUUUGGCUGUUCAGACUAUUCUUAACAAUGUUGAGUCUAUGCUCUUCUGUACUUUUCCUCUUGGGUUUUGUGUCUCUACGUCUAUUCGAAUUGGCCAAUUUGUCGGAGCGAAUAAAGCGGAGGGGCCAAUUUCAACAGCUUUGAUUGCACUUAUCACGAUAUUUUGUCUCUGUUCGAUGAAUGCCGUUAUACUUCUCUUCACCAGGUCCUAUAUUCCUCGGAUAUUUACCAAUGAUGCCACUCAAUACACACAACAAUCUAAGGGCACUUCUUCUUGGUUAACAUCUGCUCCAUGCACGGUUUUGGGCAGUUGUCCGCUGUGUGCACUUUGGGGUCUCGCAGCAUGGAGGCUCCACUACACACGGUAUUCCACCAACUUGAGCACGCAAUCCCUAAUAUCACAGCAGGAUGGGGGUUCUUGUGGACAGCAGUUUUCUACUGGAGCUGCUUGUUUCGAGCACAUUCUUUGA
Messenger RNA from Rodentolepis nana, 894 nucleotides. The record is from the annotation of a GenBank genome assembly. NCBI's taxonomy places the organism in Eukaryota, Metazoa, Platyhelminthes, Cestoda, Cyclophyllidea, Hymenolepididae.